UGUCACCGGAGCCGCUGCUGCUGCUGCACAGACGCAACGCGCUCGCUCCACGCUCACACUGAAUAUGCCGGGACUGCUGCUCGGAGAUGUGUUUCCUGAUUUCGAGGCGGAGACCACCACUGGGAAAAUUAAACUCCACGAAUUUCUCGGUGAUUCGUGGGGAAUCCUGUUCUCCCACCCCAGAGACUACACCCCGGUGUGCACCACAGAGCUGGGUCGGGCUGCCAGGCUGAGCAGUGAGUUCAGUGAACGCGGCGUUAAACUGAUCGCCCUGUCCGUCGACUGCCUGGAGGAUCACCACGGCUGGACCAAGGACAUUGUGGCGUACAACUGUGAGGAGGCUUCUUGCUGCUCGCUGCCCUUUCCCAUCAUAGCGGACGGUAAACGGGAGCUGGCAGUGGCCCUGGGCAUGUUGGACCCAGAUGAGAAGGACAAAGACGGCCUGCCGCUCACUGCCCGCUGUGUGUUCAUCAUUGGCCCUGACAAAAGGCUGAAGCUGUCGCUCCUCUACCCAGCCACCACCGGACGCAACUUUGAUGAGAUUCUGCGAGUGGUGGACUCGCUCCAGCUCACAGCGGGGAAACGAGUUGCCACACCUGCCGACUGGAGGCCCGGAGACUGCGUGAUGGUCCCUCCCGCCAUGUCUGAGGAGGAGGCUGCGUCUUUGUUCCCAGCUGGCGUCUACACCAAAGACCUGCCCUCUGGCAAGAAGUACCUGCGCUACACACCCCACAAAUGAGCGCAGGCAGAGACAGCACUAAUAUUCAACACUCACUCAUGCCACAGCAGCUCUCAAUAUUUUAUCUGAAGGACUUUGAGUACAGCUAGUUUCUGUCCCUACCAGGUAGAUAAACAAGUCAGCAGGCCAGUUGUGACAAAAUGGAAGGAAUAAAAACCAGUGCCUUAAGGAAUAUGUGGGACUUUACUAAAUGUUACAGUAUAUAUAACUCCAGAAAUAAAAGCUGCAGUGCUUGGUCUA
Epinephelus fuscoguttatus (brown-marbled grouper) is the source of this 979-nucleotide messenger RNA. Its product is annotated as peroxiredoxin-6-like. Gene Ontology annotation, cellular component: cytosol; mitochondrion. The transcript has 5 exons. Bases 65 to 739 code for a protein of 224 amino acids. Gene Ontology annotation, biological process: cell redox homeostasis; cellular oxidant detoxification. Gene Ontology annotation, molecular function: peroxiredoxin activity. Lineage: Eukaryota; Metazoa; Chordata; Actinopteri; Perciformes; Serranidae. The record is from RefSeq and is a predicted model, not a curated record.